Ornithodoros turicata is the source of this 1013-nucleotide messenger RNA. RefSeq names its product gamma-aminobutyric acid receptor-associated protein (gene Atg8a). The record is from RefSeq and is a predicted model, not a curated record. Gene Ontology annotation, molecular function: GABA receptor binding; ubiquitin protein ligase binding. Lineage: Eukaryota; Metazoa; Arthropoda; Arachnida; Ixodida; Argasidae. Bases 110 to 463 code for a protein of 117 amino acids. The transcript has 3 exons. Gene Ontology annotation, biological process: autophagosome assembly; cellular response to nitrogen starvation; macroautophagy. Gene Ontology annotation, cellular component: cytosol; autophagosome membrane; autophagosome.
AUUUACAAACAGUCGCCAUUAUCCUCCAAAAGGGGACAGUCACUCGGAAGAAAGCUUUGGAGCUUCGCAAUUCUAAAUUUUGCUGUUGUGGUGUGUGUGUUAGAGCGAAAUGAAGUUCCAGUACAAGGAAGAACAUCCGUUUGAGAAGAGGAGGGGCGAAGGCGAGAAGAUUCGCAAGAAGUAUCCUGACAGGGUGCCUGUCAUUGUGGAAAAGGCGCCGAAGGCUCACAUUGGCGACCUGGACAAAAAGAAAUACCUGGUGCCAUCAGAUCUGACCGUGGGUCAGUUUUACUUCCUCAUCAGAAAGCGGAUCCACCUAAGGGCGGAGGAUGCGCUCUUUUUCAUUGUGAAUAAUGUCAUCCCUCCUACAAGUGCUACUAUGGGAUCCCUUUAUCAGGAACAUCACGAAGAAGACUUCUUCCUGUACAUAGCGUAUAGCGACGAAGAUGUGUACGGUCUUUGAGGUUCUGGCGACAAAUUUGUAACAAAAUUUUAUAAAACAUUAAAACGGGGGGGCAUCCCAUGUGCAGAAUGCGCCGAAGCUCUUACGGAAUGUUUGUGCAGGAGCAAAUCUUUGAAAAAAAAUUUGCUUUCUUUCUCCUGGUAAGCGACCAAGCUUGGUCUAAACGUUCUUUUCUGCACUUUUUUUUCGUUCCUUUUUGAUCCACCAUAAUACAGCAAGUGUAAGCCGAGGCAUUAAUUAGAGGGCACCUCCAUAGGAAUCCUUUCAGUCAAGUUGGGUUCAGCACGGCUGGAACAUUUGCGAUUGAAGCAGCGUGAGUAAGUUACGGCUACCAUUCUUGGCCGACCUGCUUCCAUAGUAAAAGACUAAAGCUCAGUCACUCUGGAGCUGCCCUUUAAUGGUGUUCCACUCAUAGUAGGGUGUACAUGGUGUUACUGUGAUUUUCCUUUGCAUUCUCUAGUAGCCUCAAAUGCAUUUGACUUGACUUGUACAUUUUGUGUAAAAUAGAGACAAUAAAAGUACGGUGUGCAUCGCUGAUGCAAAGACAUGA